UCCCUGGAAUAGAGUUCCCCUAAGCGCCAGAGCAAAACGUUCCCAUGCAAAAAAAGAAAACCUAUUUUUGCUACUUGCUUAAGCCUGAGAUUAGAUUUAAAACUGACUUCUGCUAGACAAGCUUAUUUCCCGAAAUCAACAGCAUAUCGAUUGCGCCGGAACAGCAAAUUUAUUCCAACGUUGUUUUUUCCUUUUCCACUGCCGGAAGACAUUAGAAGGGAAACGCCGAGGCCAAAUGGCUGCCUUUUCUAUGCGGGGCUGUUUUUCCCCUCUCUUUUAAUUCCAUAUUUCAAGGACGGAUGAAGUCUUUGUGAUCCUCGAUGAGCGCACCAAGAUGACACACUGAUAAACCAGUCCUGGACUGGAAACCAGCACAGUUGGACCUGUCCAUCUAUAGCCCAGAAUGGCCAGCUUCCUACUCUGAACCAAGAGUACAUGUGCCAUGUCCAAGAUGUUUAGUGUGACUCAGACGUCCAAGUCCCAGUUCCUGGACAAGGCCAGGCAGGCUCGUGAAGAAAGAAAGGGCCACAAGGAGCGGGAAAGAGCUGCCAUAAUGAUCCAGGCCCUUGUCCGACGGUACCUCUGUCGUUGUAAACUUCACAAGGAAAUAAGGAAAGAAGUGGAUGAAUUCUUUGAGGUAUGCAAUGCAGAUCCUUCCAAAAGGACUCCGCUUUCUAUUUUUGAAAUCGCAAGAAAGAUUUUAUUUGUAUUCAAGAAAGCAGAAGACCAGGCGAGAUUUGAUAACCUUUGUCGUUGCAUUCUUGCUAGUAUGGAAGCUGAGAAUGAGAUCAAGAUGUGCUAUGUUUCACUAGCUUAUUCAAAAGAGUUCUCCCUCUUGUGGAUAAAGCAAGUGAAGGACAUACUUUGGAUCUGCUGUGAGUUACUCAAAAAACUGAAGCCUGAUAUUCUACAGGACAGUAAGCUCGUCACUUUGUAUCUUACAGUGUUAGUUAGUUUCACUGACGCCACCAACUGGAAAACUGUACAACUAAAAGAAGGACUUCGGCCAGCAAUGAAUCGAAUUUGUGAAAACGUAAUGGGCUACCUGAUUCAAAAAGGAUUUUAUUCUACCAUGCAGGUUUUGCUGACAAAUGGUCUGGCAGGAUCCAGACCAUCCCUGUCUAAAGCUACUUUAUAUGCUACCUUCACUUUGGUGUUGCGUCCUGUAAUUGCCGCUCACUUCUCUGACAACCAACUGAGGUAUUUCCUGAUAAGUUUUAUGUCGGUCCCUGCUGUCAUUCACCAUCUAUGCACACUAGCACCAGAGUGUCUGAUUAGCUUCCAGAUUCACGACCUCCUGCGGAAAUUCAUCAUUUACCUGAGCAGAGAAGAUCUGUGCAGUGAUAUUUGCACUUGUCUUGAAGGAAGCCACACUCUCUGCCUAUUAAGUAAUAUUGUUCACCUUGGAUUCCUGAAUGGGAAAAUCAUGGAGGAAGAAGUAAACCUUUUUGUAAAAGCUCUGACAGACAUGCUGUCCUCCUGUCAAAUAUAUGUUUCCCAGAAGAAAUCCAAUCUAACUCACUGGCAUGCUGUUCUAGGCUGGUUUUCUCAGAAGGUUGACUAUAGUUUAAGAGAAUCUAUGCCAUUGGUAGCAAAACAGCUCCAGUACCUUUGGGGUGUUCCAAUCAUCCGGAUCCUUUUUAGUGAUGUUCUGAGCAAGAAGUUGGAGAGCCAGGAGCCAGCUCAGUCAUCAGCUCAUUCUUCAUCCUCACCAAACAACCUUCCCGUGAAGAAUCUUUUCAAGCGGGCAUUUCAGAAAUCAGCAUCGGUUCGAAAUAUCCUAAAACCAAUUGGAGGGAAGAAAGUAGAUUCUGUGGAAGUGCAGAAGGUGUGCAGUAUCUGCGUGCUGUACCAGGCAGCACUAACUACUCUUACACAGAUUAAGCUACAAAUUCUCACAGGGUUAACAUAUUUGGAUGACCUGCUGCCUAAGCUUUGGGCCUUUAUCUGUGAAUUAGGACCCCAGGGAGGCCUGAAGCUCUUCUUAGAAUGCCUCAAUAAUGACAAUGAAGAGUCUAAGAGGCUCCUAGCCAUGCUCAUGCUCUUCUGUGACUGUUCUCGGCACCUGAUCACUAUUCUGGAUGAGAUUGAACUGUAUGAAGAGCAGAUUUCUUUUAAAAUGGAAGAACUGGUGACCAUCUCCUCUUUUCUGAACAGCUUUGUAUACAAAAUGAUCUGGGAUGGCAUUUUGGAGACCGCCAAAGGAGAGAAGCUUGAACUCUUUCAUUCUGUCCAUGGGUGGCUGAUGGUGCUUUAUGAGAGGGACUGUCGACGAAGAUUUGCUCCUGAGGACCACUGGCUGCGCAAGGACCUCAAACCCAGCAUUCUGUUCCAGGAGUUGGACAAAGGAAAGAAGCGAGCGAAUCAUCUGCUACAGCACAUCCCCCAUGUCAUUCCCCAUAAAAAUAGAGUCUUACAUUUCCGCACCAUUGUCACAAAGGAGAAGGAAUCCUUGGGACUAGUGGAAACAAGCUCAGCCUCUCCUAGCGUUACACACAUUACAAUUCGACGCUCCCGCAUGCUGGAGGAUGGUUAUGAACAACUACGAAAACUUCAAGCCAAAGCUAUAAAGGGGGUGAUCAGAGUGAAGUUUGUUAAUGACCUUGGGGUAGAUGAGGCUGGAAUUGAUCAAGAUGGUGUCUUUAAAGAGUUUUUAGAAGAGAUCAUUAAGAAAGUCUUUAAUCCAGCUCUCAAUCUCUUCAAGACAACAAGCGGGGAUGAAAGACUGUAUCCUUCUCCUACCUCCAACAUCCAGGAGAAUCACCUGCAACUUUUUGAAUUUGUGGGAAAAAUGCUGGGUAAAGCCAUUUAUGAGGGAAUUGUGGUAGAUGUGCCUUUUGCCUCCUUCUUUUUGAGCCAAGUCCUAGGGCAUCAUCACAGUACCUUCUAUAGCUCAAUAGAUGAGCUUCCAUCACUGGACUCUGAAUUCUAUAAAAAUUUGACUUCCAUCAAGCGUUAUGAUGGAGAUGUUAGUGACCUGGGUCUGACCUUGUCUUAUGAUGAAGAUGUCAUGGGCCAGCUCGUCUGCCAUGAGCUUAUUCCAGGAGGAAAAACUAUACCAGUCACAAAUGAGAACAAAAUCAGCUAUAUCCACCUUAUGGCCCAUUUUCGGAUGCGUACCCAGAUCAAAGAACAGACCAAUGCCUUCAUCCAUGGCUUCCGCUGCAUCAUAAACCCUGAGUGGCUGCGAAUGUUUUCCACGCCUGAAAUGCAGCGGCUAAUCUCUGGGGACAAUGCAGAGAUUGACUUGGAAGACCUGAAGAAGCACACUGUUUAUUAUGGAGGAUUUCACAGCAGCCAUCGGGUAAUCGUCUGGUUGUGGGAUAUCCUUGCUAAUGACUUUACACCAGAGGAAAGAGCCAUGUUUCUGAAGUUUGUCACCAGCUGCUCUAGACCUCCUCUACUAGGUUUCACCUACCUCAAGCCCCACUUCUCCAUUCGCUGCGUAGAAGUGUCUGAUGAUCAGGACACGGGGGAUACCCUGGGUAGUGUUCUCAGGGGUUUCUUCACAAUUCGUAAGAAAGAACCAGGGGGGCGUCUCCCCACCUCUUCCACAUGCUUCAAUUUGCUCAAGCUUCCCAACUACAGCAAGAAGAGUAUUUUGCGUGAUAAGCUGCGCUAUGCCAUCAGCAUGAACACAGGCUUUGAGUUGUCGUAGUGCUGUUCCACUCUAAGGGAGCAGUGCUGAACAAUCAAGAGUCCAGUGGCAAGCCUGUGCUUACCACUUUUGUCCUUCACAGAGUGAAAGGUUGCCAGCAGAAAAGACGUACAAGUGACACUUUCCUUCGAUUGCCUAUGGGAUGAGACUUGCUGGAGGUUGACUAGCUGUGUGCUGGUCUUUCCCCUCUGGUGUUUUGACAAGCUGAUAGGCGGCAGCCUUUUUUGAGGUUCCAUUGGUGAAGGGAUUUGAUGACACAGCCCCACAGUCCUCCUGCCCAUAACAGAUACUUCUAAAGGACAUCUUGUGAAAUUCUUCAGGCAUUUUCCAAAUUCACAAGCAUAUAGUAAAGACUUUGGGCCAUAUGUACUAGAAGAGCUGAUACCCAGAUUCAGGUUCUUGCAGCAGGUGGGAGCUGGUGGACACCCUGCUGGAUUAAACUAUGCUACAUGUGGGGACAAUCGUCUGUGGGAGGCUUGGUGUUUUACAAGAAAAGGUGUGUUUUUUAUGCUUUUGUUUUCACAAAAAUAUUUCUACCCACACAGAUACCCCAUACCACCUUGGAGGUGAGUGAUUCCAUUCAUUUUCAAGUAAGUGUACACUACUCAGUACUGUAUGAUGAUACCUCAAUCCUCUGUCUGAAGAAGUUAAAACCUAUCACUGAAGCCACUGAUUUAAUCUAGUUUUCCUAAAUCCUGGGUAUUCCUUAAUGACACUUCUUUAAGU
Molecule: messenger RNA, 4384 nt
Organism: Erpetoichthys calabaricus (reedfish)
Lineage: Eukaryota; Metazoa; Chordata; Cladistia; Polypteriformes; Polypteridae
Gene: ube3b
Product: ubiquitin protein ligase E3B
Exons: 28
Coding region: 443-3658 (1071 amino acids)
Biological process (GO): protein polyubiquitination; ubiquitin-dependent protein catabolic process
Molecular function (GO): ubiquitin protein ligase activity; protein binding
Source: RefSeq, a predicted model, not a curated record